Sceloporus undulatus (fence lizard) is the source of this 1547-nucleotide messenger RNA. RefSeq names its product cryptochrome-1-like. Bases 1 to 1479 code for a protein of 492 amino acids. NCBI's taxonomy places the organism in Eukaryota, Metazoa, Chordata, Lepidosauria, Squamata, Phrynosomatidae. Gene Ontology annotation, cellular component: nucleus; cytoplasm. The transcript has 10 exons. Gene Ontology annotation, biological process: entrainment of circadian clock by photoperiod; circadian regulation of gene expression. The record is from RefSeq and is a predicted model, not a curated record. Gene Ontology annotation, molecular function: DNA binding; FAD binding.
AUGAUGCACGCACGGCGUAGCAAUGUUUGGACGCUGCGCCAUGCCUACAUCAUCAUGGUGGCCCCCAUGUGGACAGGGCCAUGCCAUGAUGGCGUCAGCGGUGCGCAGCUGUUCAUAGUUCGUGGUCGCCCUGAAGAUGUAUUGACAGAACUUUUUAAGACAUGGAAGGUGACACGACUUGCAUUUGAAGUAGACACAGAACCCUAUGCAAGACAACGAGAUGCAGAGAUUGUGAGAUUGGCAGCUGAACACGGUGUCCAGGUCGUUCAGAAAGUAUCCCACACUUUGUAUGACACUGAAAGAAUAAUUGUUGAGAACAACGGAAAAGCACCUCUGACUUACACACGGCUGCAGACGCUCUUGGCUUCGCUGGGCCCUCCAAAACAACCAGUUCCACCUCCUAGUCUAGAAAACAUGGAGGGUUGCUAUACUCCUGUCAAAGAGGAUCAUGACACUGAAUAUGGCAUCCCUUCUUAUGAGGAACUGGGACAGGACCCUAAAAUGGCCGGCCCGCACCUUUACCCAGGAGGAGAAUCGGAGGCACUUGCUCGCCUAGACUUACAUAUGAAGAGAACGUCAUGGGCAUGUAACUUCAAGAAGCCUGAAACACACUGCAAUUCCUUGGCUCCCAGCACCACAGUGCUCAGCCCCUACCUCAAGUUUGGGUGCCUUUCUGUACGGACAUUUUGGUGGAAACUGACUGAAGUCUACCAUGGGAGGAAACACACGGACCCCCCAGUCUCUUUACAUGGGCAGCUUCUCUGGCGAGAGUUUUUCUACACGGCAGGAGCGGGGAUCCCCAACUUUGACAAAAUGGAAGGCAAUCCAGUUUGUGUGCAAGUGGAUUGGGAUGAUAACCAGGAGUAUCUCAAUGCAUGGCGUGAGGGUCGGACUGGUUACCCUUUUAUAGAUGCUAUCAUGACGCAGCUGCGCACAGAAGGCUGGAUCCAUCAUUUGGCACGGCAUGCUGUGGCUUGCUUUCUGACCCGUGGAGACCUCUGGAUAUCAUGGGAAGAAGGGCAAAAGGUCUUUGAAGAACUGUUGCUGGAUGCUGACUGGUCCCUGAACGCUGGCAAUUGGCAAUGGCUUUCUGCGAGUGCCUUUUUCCACCAAUUCUUCCGAGUCUAUUCACCAGUUGCAUUUGGCAAAAAGACUGACAAAAGUGGAGAGUUUAUAAAGAAGUACCUCCCCUUCCUGCGGAAGUUCCCAAGUGACUAUAUUUACGAACCUUGGAAAGCACCACGGAGCCUGCAGGAGCGCGCAGGCUGCAUCAUCGGCAAAGACUACCCCAAGCCCAUUGUUGUGCAUGAGGAAGUGUGCAAGAGGAAUCUUGAACGGAUGAAAGCAGCAUAUGCACGGCGGUCACCAAAUCUGACUGCUCAGGCCAAGAAGGAAGUCAGUCCGAAGAAAGGUGUCAAUCGGAAGUGUCCAGGAGCUCCCUUAAAAGCUAAAGUGCCAACAAAGAAACUAAAAAGAUGAAGCGGCUGAAAGCUGUAGCCAGUGGCAUAAAGAUAACAGCUAUAGAAAAUACAUACUACAGCAAAUGC